GUUCGUGCGCGUGUGUUUGAUUGCGAAGAAGAAGAAGAAGCACGGCAACCACAACAACAAAAGCAAGCCACCAGGCAACACGCAACCAGCAGCAGCGGCACAGCACGCGUGCAGACACAGCAGUCACACGGCCACAGCCGCACUCACGCACGGGCGACGCAGCCACAACGCAUCCAGAAGACGAAGCAACAUCCAGUAAGUGCAAGUGCAAGUGCAAGUGCAACCAACAAGCAGCUCCGAUCUCUUUCUGCCAGCUGCUCCUGAACGAGUGAAGACGACAAAGAUGCCUGCCAAAGGUCGGCGCUUGAAGGAGUGGGCCUCAGGAUGGCUCGGAGACAAGGCGCGCACAGCGUGCAUCAAAGCCACGGACUCUUGCCCCACCCCACCCAAGCAGAAGCACCUCCGUACGCUGGUUGUGCUGUCGAAGCAACCACAGGUCUCUGUGCCAAGCAUGGUGCACAUUAUCCUGCAACGGGCCAACAACGCUCGCAGCAUGAUGCACUUCCUCAAGUGCGCAAGCGUCUUCCAUUACCUCCUCGGCCGCGCACACCAGACCUUCUUUGCCACAGCGAGCACCAUCCAAGUUGUGUUUGGGGACCAGCUGCCUCUCCAUCCAAGCGAGACGGAAUCAAACGUGGGCGACUUUACCUCGGCCUACAUCAACUACAUCAUGGCCAGAUUACACCACUGCCGCAGCGUUGGGAUUGACGUGUGCUCCUUCAAGUACAAAAUUCCUGGCGAAAUUGAUCUUGGCCGCCUCGACAAACUCAAUGCACACAUCAAGCGCGUCAUGGAGGCGCUGCGUGUGCUGGAGGCGCUCGUUGUCACCACGCGAUCGCUGUCGCUUGUGGCUGUCCGGUCGAACUUCAUGUUGCAGUUCAUUGCGCGUCUGCUCGUUGUUGACGCCCGCUCCAUCCUCGACAAGGUUGCUGACCUCCAGUCAAAUCUCGCAGAAUCGUUCUUUGAACUUCCCAAAGCGGAGGCGCAGGCCUGUCUCGACUCGUACGAGCUGUUCCACACCCUCUGCGGCGGACUCGACGCGUUCUUCAGGCUCUGCCGCGCAGCAGAUAUUGCCAGCAUUCCCGAGGACAUCCAACUGCAAGCGGCGCCUGCCCGUCUGCUGCCGCUGAUGCGCCAACACAUCCGCAACUACUACCAUCGCGUCUCCAGCAAGAAGUCGCCCCGCUCCCCCAGCACGCAGUCGCCCUCCCCCACUGCCGCUGCGUCUGCGAGCAGGGACUUUGACAUGUCGAAGCUCAGCGCCCAAGCCACCCCUUACCGGCCCCUGCCGCUCGAUGAACACACCCACCACCAAGGCUUUGUGAAGAAGGACCCGAGCAACGACAGCGAGAUGCACGCUGCCUUCCGUCGCGUGAACAUGAUCGCCUUUGAUGAGGAGGAGGCGUGAGCCGCGCCCUUAAUUCGCUCCUUCUGCCCGUGUGUCUGCGUGUGUAUGCGUGUUCCUGUGUGUGCAUGUGUGUGUGCCUGUGUCUGUACGUGUAACCUCUUGGCCCUUUCUUCUGUACAUAGCGCGCGUCGUGCCUGUUGUUGUUGGAUCAUGCGUUGUCGCGAUCCAAAUACAAACAAACGUCUUUGAAAC
Messenger RNA from Salpingoeca rosetta, 1600 nucleotides. RefSeq lists its product as uncharacterized. Gene Ontology annotation, biological process: clathrin-dependent endocytosis; vesicle budding from membrane; clathrin coat assembly. The record is from RefSeq and is a predicted model, not a curated record. Lineage: Eukaryota; Choanoflagellata; Craspedida; Salpingoecidae. Gene Ontology annotation, molecular function: clathrin heavy chain binding; SNARE binding; 1-phosphatidylinositol binding. Bases 284 to 1408 code for a protein of 374 amino acids. The transcript is spliced from 15 exons. Gene Ontology annotation, cellular component: clathrin-coated vesicle; clathrin-coated pit.